Nematolebias whitei (Rio pearlfish) is the source of this 867-nucleotide messenger RNA. Its product is annotated as ATP-binding cassette sub-family G member 1-like. The record is from RefSeq and is a predicted model, not a curated record. Gene Ontology annotation, biological process: cholesterol homeostasis. Gene Ontology annotation, molecular function: ABC-type sterol transporter activity; ATP hydrolysis activity; ATP binding. The transcript is spliced from 7 exons. Gene Ontology annotation, cellular component: plasma membrane. Bases 1 to 867 code for a protein of 288 amino acids. NCBI's taxonomy places the organism in Eukaryota, Metazoa, Chordata, Actinopteri, Cyprinodontiformes, Rivulidae.
AUGGCCUGUCUGAUGGCCGCCUGGUCCGUUCACAACCCCACUGUGACAAACUCCAUCAUCAUGAACACCAACGGACCCCCAGACCUGAUGCUGGACCCGCGGACAGUGUACGUUUGUUUGGAUGAGGUGGUCUACAAGCGUCCGGCGGGGACCCAGCAGACACCGCUGCUGCAGGGACAACUGAAGAAGGUGGACAACAACCUGAUGGAGGCCCAGAGGUUCUCCUCAUUACCACGAAGACCAGCGGUCAACAUGGAGUUCAAAGACGUCUCGUACUCGGUCAGAGAGGGACCCUGGUGGAGGAAGAAAGGUUACAAAACUCUGCUCAAAGGCAUCUCUGGGAAAUUCAUCAGCGGUGACCUGGUGGCCAUCAUGGGGCCCUCAGGGGCCGGAAAGUCCACGCUCAUGAACAUUCUGGCGGGGUACAGGGAGACCGGAAUGAAGGGUGAGAUCCUGAUCAACGGUCGGCCCCGAGACCUGCGCUCCUUCAGGAAGGUCUCCUGUUACAUCAUGCAGGACGACAUGCUGCUGCCGCACCUCACCGUGCAUGAGGCCAUGAUGCUCUACGUUCUGAGCCAGGGUCAGUGCAUCUACAGAGGCAAGGUGUCCAGUCUGGUCCCGUACCUCAGAGACCUCGGACUGAAGUGCCCCACAUACCACAACCCGGCCGACUUCAUCAUGGAGGUGGCCUCCGGGGAGUACGGGGACCAAAUGGUGAGACUGGUGAAGGCCGUUCAGGACAGGAAGUGGGAGGACGACGAUCGGACCGAGCUGAACGGAGACGCUAACCUCCACCCGCUCCUGUGGCAGCGCGCAGAUGAGGACGCCACAGCCGGGACUUUGGUUGUAACUUUUAUACCUUUGUAA